UCAUAAUCACGGAUGGAAAAACUAACAACUCUUAACUCAAUCGGAUUAACUUAUUAUGUAGAUUUACUUAAUUUAUACUCCCUCAUAAAGUUAACUUGUAAUUUAAACAAAUAUCGAGUUUCUCAGUUUGAUUUUGGCGCUUACUAAACUCUCCAGAUCUCACCUCCAGGUGACACAGAAAAUGAGAAAGAUAAAGCAAAUUUUCAGUCUUAUUUUAUCAUAAGCGGUUCAUUUUAUAAAAUCUCUUACUUACAAUUAUCUCCAAAUUAGUUUAAUCCUUUAUUCAAUUAGUGUAUAAUCGACAAUUGACAAUCACGAAAAAAAAACAAAAUGUCACUCAUUCAUCUUAAAGGUCUGCCGAUACUGGAUGGUAAGGAUAAAGAAAAGGUUAUUAUAUGGUUUACACAUCCGAAUGAAAACAACAUGUCUGAUGAAAUGAUUAAAGGAAAACUCGCCGCAAUGAAUGGUAUUGAUGAAGGAAAUAUUGACAGAGUAAUCAAAAUAACCUCAAUCUAUGAAACCAAAAUUUUUAUUGUGAUCACUAAAGCAGAAAGAAACAGGCUGUUCACCAACUAUGGCAACAUGAUGUGCUUCGAAGCGGAGCUUUACCCUGCGUAUGAUCUACCUGAUAUUGAGCUUAUGAAAAAAUGGAUCUCACUCGGAGAAAACAGAGAAGAACUGAAACAGUUAAUAAAAACAUGGGGUUACGAGAAAAUUAUGUUUGCGAGAAUCCCAAAUGAAUACAUUUGGUGUAACGCUGACAACAAGAGAUAUAACAAUAUUCGAAAACAGAUGACAUCACUUCUUGCAUAAAGAAAAGUCAACGCGGUUAAAUAUAAUAUUUAAAAUAUUAACCAAAACUCACCGCGCUGAAAACUCACCUAAUUUACCUUAUGUGACUUAAAAUUUUCUCUUUAUGUUUUUGCUCUUUGUUCCUUCUUCUUUUUCUUUUUUCUCUACUGUACUUGUUUUCUUGUUUACUCCUCUCAAGUGACAAUUCUUUUUCCUUUUUCUCCAUAAUCGAAAUGUUUAGAUGGUUGAAAGUAUCAGUUCGAGUUAUCAGUCAACCAAUAAACAACAAUCAAAUCAAUUCUUCUUUUGUGAAUCAACAACUAAUAAUCAAAAUGAAAGUUUUCGCUAUUGUCGCUCUUUUCGUUAUCCUCGCUGUUUCCACCGUCAUGGCUUACGAGAAGGACAAUCACUGGGGUGGUCAUCACCAACACGGAAAAGUUGGAUACAAAGUUGAUGUCCACCAUGGUGGUUGGGGAAAACACGACAAAGGAUGGACUGAACUUUGCGAUUCCCGAGACAAAAGCACUGGAUGGAAGUCACAUGUCCACGAUAACGGAUGGAAAAACUAAGAACUUUCAUCUCAAUCGGAUUAACUAAUUUUAUUCAUUCUCCUUAUUUUUAAAUUCAUGAUAAAUUUAUGGAUAAAAUAAUGAAAGUCAAUCUAUAAUGCAAAGACAUAUUGAGUCUGGACUCUUGAUUCCUUCUAAUAAACUGUUCAUCUUAUAAAUAGAAUUACAAAAAACUAAGUAAUUCUUCAAAACUUAACAAACUACAACAGUAAAAUCUGAUUAAU
Panonychus citri (citrus red mite) is the source of this 1585-nucleotide messenger RNA. Its product is annotated as kininogen-1-like. The transcript has 3 exons. NCBI's taxonomy places the organism in Eukaryota, Metazoa, Arthropoda, Arachnida, Trombidiformes, Tetranychidae. The record is from RefSeq and is a predicted model, not a curated record. The coding region runs from base 1026 to 1361 and encodes 111 amino acids.